AUGGGUCGCUACGGACCCGUGAGCAGUUCGGAUGGUGGUGGGUUCAAAAGCAGAGGAGGCAGCAGAUACAGUAAUGACAAGUCGGAUGGAUUCUUUGAGGAGAGAAAGCGGGAGCGGGAGGCCGUUGAGUUUAGCAUCUGGGCAGGGAUUCCGAGUCCUCCGCCGCCAACGAAGAAGAUCAAGAAGGAGAAGAGGACACGGUCACCAUCAAGAUCUCGGUCUAGUUCGAGCUCCAAAUCGAGCUCAAGCUCGGAUAGUGACGACGAGCGCCGCCGACGUCGGAAGCGAAAGCGGAAGGUCAAAUCCUCGCGUCGCUCUCGUAAGAAGACAAAGAGUUCUAAGAAGAGCAGGAAACGCACGAAGAAUAGCAAGAAAAAUCGUCACAGAACUCGAUGCGUCGACAGCGAGAGUGCAAGCGACGACAGUCGUAGUGGCAGUGUCUCGGACGUGUCGAUAGCGUCUGAGAGUAGAAAGCGCGCAGAUAGUCAUGAGAGACUGAGUGACGUGGAUGAGGGCGAGAAGAGAGAAACGACAGAGUUCAGAGAGGCAGUGCAAGGCUUACGUAAGCAAGAGGACGAAAAAGAGGAGAUUGGGCCGAAGCCCCUAGCGGCAGCAGAAGAGACGGCCGCCUCGUCGCUGAACUAUGGCAAGGCGCUGCUACCUGGUGAGGGAGCGGCUAUUGCACAGUUUGUGCAGAAAAACAUGCGCAUUCCACGUCGUGGCGAAGUCGGCUGGAACGGCGAAGAAAUUGAGAAUUUGGAGAAUCUGGGCUACGUGAUGAGCGGUAGCCGCCACAAGCGCAUGAAUGCUGUCCGUAUUCGAAAGGAGAAUCAAGUGUAUACGGCCGAAGAGAAGCGCGCGCUAGCACUCAUCAACUUUGAAGAGAAGCAACAACGUGAGAACGCGAUCAUGAAUGAUUUCAAGGAGAUGCUGACAGAGCGGUUGACGAAGAAGCACGGCUCUCGACUUGUGGAAGACAUGGAGUCGUCGGCGAAGGACUAG
This is a messenger RNA of Hyaloperonospora brassicae, 1002 nucleotides long. The record is from the annotation of a GenBank genome assembly. NCBI's taxonomy places the organism in Eukaryota, Oomycota, Peronosporomycetes, Peronosporales, Peronosporaceae.